Molecule: messenger RNA, 1139 nt
Organism: Episyrphus balteatus (marmalade hoverfly)
Lineage: Eukaryota; Metazoa; Arthropoda; Insecta; Diptera; Syrphidae
Product: glyoxalase domain-containing protein 4
Exons: 4
Coding region: 152-1015 (287 amino acids)
Source: RefSeq, a predicted model, not a curated record
UUCGAUUUAUCUAUUCACUUGUUGAUGUUGUGUAGUGUCUAGCUAAUAAUUUUUUUUUAGUCAGAAUUCAGAACUUCCAAUUGAGUCAUCUUUAAAAAAUACUAAACAAAUAAUAAAUCGAUUCUAAAUAAAUAAAAAACUAAAAAUUACCAUGUCAUCAAUCACAGGACGAGCUCUCCAUUAUGUCUUCAAAGUUGGAGACAGAGCUAAAAAUGCUUUCUUUUAUCGCAGCAUUCUCGGAAUGAAGGUACUGAGGCACGAAGAAUUCACAGAGGGCUGCGAUGCUCAAUGUAAUGGACCUUAUGACAAUCGUUGGAGCAAAACUAUGGUUGGCUAUGGGCCGGAGGCUUCACAUUUUGUUAUUGAACUCACAUACAACUAUGGAGUUAAGAGCUAUGAAAUGGGUAAUGACUUUGGUGGAAUCACCAUUAAGUCCAAAGAAGCUCUCGAUCGUGCCAAAUCAAACAACUAUCCAAUCACAAAGGAGAACAAUCUGGACGUGUUGACCUCUCCAGAUGGAUACAAAUUCUUCGUCAUUGAUGAACCACAACCUAGCAAUGCUGAUCCAGUGGUUGAAGUUACAAUUAACUCAACAAAUCUCAUUAAAUCUAAAAAUUAUUGGAAGGAUCUUCUUACGAUGAAGCUUCUCAAAGAAGAAGGCAAAUCUUUGCUUCUUUCAUAUGGCAAUAAACAAGCAUCCCUGCGAAUUCGUGAAAUCUCAGAUCCUUUGAAUCGUGCCAAGGCUUAUGGUCGCAUUGCCUUUGCAGUUCCUCUUGAUGAGCAACCAAAAAUCGAUGAAUUAAUAAAAGCAGCGUCUGGAACGAUUCUCACUCCCCUAAUUACUUUGGAUACACCUGGCAAAGCCACAGUGCGUGUUAUUAUUCUUGCUGAUCCUGAUGGUCAUGAAAUUUGUUUUGUCGACGAAGAAGGAUUCUCUCAAUUAUCUGCAGUUGAUCCAGAAGGUGAUACACUUUUAGAUAGAUACAUUGAAAAGGAUCCAUUUCAAGGAAAGUGAAGUUAGAUUUAAUUGGCAAUUGUAAGAUACUCGUAUGAUUUUAUUUUGAACUCCUUAAUUUGAUGUGAUGAAAAGUGCUUUGUUUAUUUAAAUAAAAAAAUGAUUGAUAAUACAUAAUUGGAAA